AUGUCGAUCACCAGUGCCCACCUCAGCACAACCCUCACGGUGUCCGACUUCGUUCGAUUCGUCUCGCUUGUGUCCGAGGUUCACCAUAACGCAGCAGUUUCAUUACGUCUCACACCAAACCGAACGACUGUGCUGCCCUUCCUCACAACCGCGCUUUCUCCGUCGUUUCCCAACCACCUCAUGAAUGAUCUAUGGGCUUUAACACUCUCACUAUUACCCUCGACCCGGUUUGAUUCAAAAGCUGCCAUCCGCACAAUUGGUCUUCAAUUCAAACUACCUGAACGUUUUUUACGACCGCCAGUAUCACAGUGUCUUGCUUGCCCAACUGCACGUAAUCUACAUGUCCACACCCGCCUGAAUGGCUACCUUUACGACACCAACGGUGUCCACUCGGUUCAGACAGUCAUACUCGAUUGUCCAGGAUGUGGAGCCUCAUAUCGCCCUAGUUACUACACCUCAGCUGGAUUCCGACACUACUACACCUUGCCCAUGGGACGUGACAUUGAGAUCCUCCACGUGCACUGCCACUAUUACAUCACAAACAGGUUGGGACACUUGUUCCGAAUAAUCCAAAUGCUCGCUCACGUCUCCCACUUCAAUUUGACGAACUGGUUUAACGAGAUAUAUGUUGAGGACGCAAACGUCCCUCAGUUCGACGCCGCCCAGGUUUUCACCCCGGCUAUGUCAGAGGCAGUCUUGCUAGAUGGCCUUGAACUCCGUGAUUUGUUGGAACACAAAGAUCGAAGGCAGCAACAACUGACGCUUCCGGCAACUGGUACAGACGACGUUUGUUUUGAUGAGGCUAUUGCCUCCCAUCUGGACCGACUUGAUGUGGAAGGAACUAGUUUCCGUGAUCAUUACUGCAGUAGUUGCGUGAGAGUAAAAUCUGGUGGUGUGGAUCCUGACUCAGGUGAAGAUAUUGGGCUAGUGACCAAAUAA
Messenger RNA from Melampsora larici-populina 98AG31, 939 nucleotides. RefSeq lists its product as uncharacterized. NCBI's taxonomy places the organism in Eukaryota, Fungi, Basidiomycota, Pucciniomycetes, Pucciniales, Melampsoraceae. The record is from RefSeq and is a predicted model, not a curated record. The transcript has 4 exons. Bases 1 to 939 code for a protein of 312 amino acids.